Messenger RNA from Lucilia cuprina (Australian sheep blowfly), 605 nucleotides. RefSeq names its product adult cuticle protein 1-like. Bases 72 to 482 code for a protein of 136 amino acids. The transcript has 2 exons. The record is from RefSeq and is a predicted model, not a curated record. NCBI's taxonomy places the organism in Eukaryota, Metazoa, Arthropoda, Insecta, Diptera, Calliphoridae.
AGAAUAGAAACUGAGUUCAUAACAGCAACACAAAGUUUAGUGUUCUAAAAAUUUUAAACAAAUCUAACAACAUGAAAUUCGUUAUUGUUUCCUUGUUCACUUUGACCUUGGCUUUGGGCGUUCAAUCAUCCGUUAUUCCCUUGGGUGGUGUAGUAACACAAAUUGCUGGUGGUCCACUCGCACACACAUCCGUUAUAUCGCCAGUGGGUUUAUCACUGGGCAGUGCUAUUGCUCUUGGUCAUGGUUCAACUAUAGUUCAAUCUGCAGUUCCUGCUGCUAUCCCUUUGCAAGCACCCGCAGCUUUUGCUGUUCAUGCUCAUGCUGCCAUUCCCACAGCUGUUCAUGCUGCUGUUCCUGCUGUUGUAGCUGGUCCUGGUAGCUAUGUUGCCAAAACUCGUGGUGCUAUCCAUACUGCUCCCUUGGCAGGUCAUCUCAACUCGGUGGAUAAUGUUAAUGUUGCUCCAGCUCCUGGUACCAUCUAAACAUACAUAUGGUUUCGUUCACACCACCAUGGUAUUAAAAUUUCCCGCCAUUAAAUAUAUUUAACUGCCAGAGUUUAAAAGUUUUGAAGAAUUUUAUACACAUGUUUUUGAUUUCUAAAAUUU